UCCCGCCGCUCAGUCGCCGGUCUUCGGCCUCUGAAGUGGUCGGGCGGCAGCCGGCAAGCCGGCGAUCAGACUGCCCGGCGGGCGGACGGCGGGGCCGGCCUGCUGUCUCCGAGGAAGAGGGACGUGGCAAUUUUUCCGGUGUCUAGAAUCCCGUCGGACCCGUGCAGCCUGCCCAGGCCGACGAGGGAGAAACUGAGGAGCCGCAGACUCUCCACCCGUGCCGCCGCCGCCAUGGCUGCCAUGAUGGAUCGGAAGUGAGCCUCAGGGCGACUGCUACCGGCGCCGGCGCUUCGAGUCUGAGUUCCCGGGCCACCGCCGCCGCGGGAAGGGCGGGCGACGCGCCAGACUGCUGACUCUCUCGGCCUUCGCGACCCCUGUCCUCAGCUCGGGCCUGCUUCCUUCCAGACUGAGAGGCGGGGAGUGGCUCCCGGUCUCCGGCCCCGGCAGCAAGGAAGAUGGCGGACCCGGCCGAGUGCAACAUCAAAGUGAUGUGUCGCUUCAGACCUCUCAAUGAGUCUGAGGUGAACCGCGGCGAUAAGUACAUCGCCAAGUUUCAGGGAGAAGACACGGUCAUGAUCGCGUCCAAGCCUUAUGCAUUUGACCGAGUGUUCCAGUCAAACACCUCUCAAGAGCAAGUAUAUAAUGAUUGUGCAAAGAAGAUUGUUAAAGAUGUACUUGAGGGAUACAAUGGAACGAUAUUUGCAUAUGGACAAACAUCCUCUGGGAAGACACAUACAAUGGAGGGUAAACUUCAUGAUCCAGAAGGCAUGGGCAUUAUUCCAAGAAUAGUGCAAGAUAUUUUUAAUUACAUUUAUUCUAUGGAUGAAAAUUUGGAAUUUCAUAUUAAGGUUUCAUAUUUUGAAAUUUAUUUGGAUAAGAUAAGGGACCUGUUAGAUGUUUCAAAGACCAACCUUUCCGUUCAUGAAGAUAAAAACCGAGUUCCCUAUGUAAAGGGAUGCACAGAGCGUUUUGUAUGUAGUCCAGAUGAAGUUAUGGAUACCAUUGAUGAAGGAAAAUCCAACAGACAUGUAGCAGUUACAAAUAUGAAUGAACAUAGCUCUAGGAGUCACAGUAUAUUUCUUAUUAAUGUAAAACAAGAGAACACGCAAACGGAACAAAAGCUGAGUGGAAAACUUUAUCUGGUUGAUUUAGCUGGUAGUGAAAAGGUUAGUAAAACUGGAGCUGAAGGUGCUGUGCUGGAUGAAGCUAAGAACAUCAACAAGUCACUUUCUGCUCUUGGAAAUGUCAUUUCUGCUUUGGCAGAGGGAAGUACGUAUGUUCCAUAUCGCGAUAGUAAAAUGACAAGAAUUCUUCAAGAUUCAUUAGGUGGGAACUGUAGAACCACUAUCGUAAUUUGCUGCUCUCCAUCAUCGUACAAUGAAUCUGAAACAAAAUCUACACUCCUGUUUGGUCAAAGGGCCAAAACAAUUAAGAACACAGUUUGUGUAAAUGUAGAAUUAACUGCAGAACAGUGGAAAAAGAAGUAUGAAAGAGAAAAGGAAAAAAAUAAGACCCUGCGGAACACCAUUCAAUGGCUUGAAAAUGAACUCAACCGGUGGCGUAAUGGAGAGACAGUGCCUAUUGAUGAACAGUUUGACAAAGAGAAAGCCAACUUGGAAGCUUUUGCAGUGGAUAAGGAUAUUACCAUCACCAAUGAUAAACCCACAGCUACGAUUGGAGUUACUGGAAACUUUACUGAUGCUGAGAGAAGAAAGUGUGAGGAAGAAAUUGCUAAAUUGUACAAACAACUUGAUGACAAGGAUGAAGAAAUUAAUCAACAGAGCCAGUUGGUAGAGAAACUAAAGACACAAAUGUUAGAUCAAGAAGAGCUUCUGGCAUCGACCAGAAGAGAUCAAGAUAAUAUGCAAGCUGAACUGAAUCGCCUUCAAGCAGAAAAUGAUGCCUCUAAAGAAGAAGUAAAAGAAGUUUUACAAGCCUUAGAGGAGCUUGCUGUCAAUUAUGAUCAGAAGUCUCAGGAAGUCGAAGAUAAAACUAAGGAAUAUGAAUUGCUUAGUGAUGAACUAAACCAGAAAUCGGCAACUUUAGCAAGUAUAGAUGCUGAACUUCAGAAACUUAAGGAAAUGACCAACCACCAAAAAAAACGAGCAGCUGAGAUGAUGGCAUCUUUACUAAAAGACCUUGCAGAAAUAGGAAUUGCUGUAGGAAAUAAUGAUGUAAAGCAGCCUGAGGGAACUGGCAUGAUAGAUGAAGAGUUCACUGUUGCAAGGCUCUACAUUAGCAAAAUGAAAUCAGAAGUAAAAACAAUGGUAAAACGCUGCAAACAGUUAGAAAGCACGCAAACUGAGAGCAACAAAAAAAUGGAAGAAAAUGAAAAGGAGUUAGCAGCAUGCCAGCUUCGUAUCUCUCAACAUGAAGCCAAAAUCAAAUCAUUGACUGAAUACCUUCAAAAUGUGGAGCAAAAGAAAAGACAGCUAGAGGAAUCUGUCGAUUCCCUCAGUGAAGAACUAGUCCAACUUCGUGCACAAGAGAAAGUGCAUGAAAUGGAAAAGGAGCACUUAAAUAAAGUUCAGACUGCAAAUGAAGUUAAGGCAACUGUUGAACAGCAGAUCCAGAGCCACAGAGAAACACAUCAAAAACAAAUUAGUAGUUUGAGAGAUGAAGUUGAGGCAAAAGAAAAACUUAUUACUGAUCUUCAAGACCAAAACCAGAAAAUGAUGUUAGAACAGGAACGUCUGAGGGUAGAGCAUGAGAAAUUGAAAGCUACAGAUCAGGAAAAGAGCAGAAAACUACAUGAACUUACAGUCAUGCAAGAUAGACGAGAACAAGCAAGACAAGACUUGAAAGGUUUGGAAGAGACAGUGGCAAAAGAACUUCAGACUUUACACAACCUGCGUAAGCUCUUUGUUCAGGACUUGGCCACCAGAGUUAAAAAGAGUGCCGAGAUUGAUUCUGAUGACACUGGAGGCAGUGCUGCUCAAAAGCAGAAGAUCUCCUUUCUUGAAAAUAAUCUUGAACAACUCACUAAAGUGCACAAACAGUUGGUACGUGAUAAUGCAGAUCUUCGCUGUGAACUUCCUAAGUUGGAAAAGCGACUUAGAGCUACAGCUGAGAGGGUAAAAGCUUUGGAGUCAGCACUGAAAGAAGCCAAAGAAAAUGCAUCUCGUGAUCGCAAACGCUAUCAGCAAGAAGUAGAUCGUAUAAAGGAAGCAGUCAGGUCAAAGAAUAUGGCUAGAAGAGGACAUUCUGCACAAAUUGCUAAACCUAUUCGUCCUGGGCAACAUCCAGCAGCUUCUCCAACUCAUCCAAGUGCAAUUCGUGGAGGAGGUGCAUUUGUUCAGAACAGCCAGCCAGUAGCAGUUCGAGGUGGAGGAGGCAAACAAGUGUAACCUCUACACAUUACCCACAGGCAUUGAAAGUAAUUGAAUAUGAAGAGGACAUAAUAUCAAGCAGAGUCUUUCAGUGACUACCCCCUGGGAAUUGUAGAAUUAUAACUUUUUUUUAAUGUAUAAAUUAUACCUGGCUUGUACAGCUGUUUCCUACCCACUCUUCUUGUAAACUCUGCUGCUUCCCAACACAACUAGAGUGCAAUUUUGGCGUCUUAGGAGGGAAAAAAAUGACAGUUUACAACUGUGGUCCUAUUUAUUACACAGUUUGUCUUUUGUGUCUUAAAUUUAGUCUUCACUGUGCCAAGCUAACUGUACCAUAUAGGAUUGUGCUUUUUGUA
Molecule: messenger RNA, 3685 nt
Organism: Neofelis nebulosa (Clouded leopard)
Lineage: Eukaryota; Metazoa; Chordata; Mammalia; Carnivora; Felidae
Gene: KIF5B
Product: kinesin family member 5B
Exons: 26
Coding region: 456-3347 (963 amino acids)
Biological process (GO): microtubule-based movement
Molecular function (GO): microtubule motor activity; ATP binding; microtubule binding
Source: RefSeq, a predicted model, not a curated record